Thermothelomyces thermophilus ATCC 42464 is the source of this 520-nucleotide messenger RNA. RefSeq lists its product as uncharacterized. Lineage: Eukaryota; Fungi; Ascomycota; Sordariomycetes; Sordariales; Chaetomiaceae. The transcript has a single exon. The record is from RefSeq and is a predicted model, not a curated record. The coding region runs from base 340 to 513 and encodes 57 amino acids.
AAAAGGGGGGUGGGGGGUGAUUUAGAUAUAACAGACAGCCGGCUCACGUAAAGAGCAUCCGGGACGAGGGCAAGGUCUGCUCGGCCACCGGGGACGGCAGGAUCCCCUGGGUGUCGGCCGACGACAUCGCCGCCGUCGCGGUGCGGGUCCUGACGGGACGACAAGGCGCCCAAUACCGACUAACCUCGUCCUCGGCUCCGAACUGCUCUCCUACGCCGAUGUAUGAUUACCCCCCUGCCCCUCCCCCCUUAUAAUCAGAGAAAGAAAUAAAACAGUUGUCUUCGACUGUUGGCCAACAGGAACCGGAAUUAUGCUGACCUGCUGAUCCAGAUCGUUGCCAUGGACAUCGCCAUCAAGGAGGGUUCCGAGGACCGGACAAACCAUGUUAUCCUGACCAUCACGGGGGGGCGCCCCCAAGGGAGUUCAGGGACUUUGCCGAAUCGGUCAACCACGUGUGGCAACCAGCCGGCGGCUCCUGACCGUCUUGAUAUCCACGAGAGAUCAGAUAGAUAAUGUAGUA